Messenger RNA from Rhagoletis pomonella (apple maggot), 308 nucleotides. RefSeq lists its product as uncharacterized. The record is from RefSeq and is a predicted model, not a curated record. Gene Ontology annotation, molecular function: nucleic acid binding. Lineage: Eukaryota; Metazoa; Arthropoda; Insecta; Diptera; Tephritidae.
CUCGUUGGUCGCUUAAGCUCCAGGGUUUCAGAUUUAAGAUCGAACAUAGAAGAGGAUCUCAAAACGUUGUACCCGAUUGUUUCACGGCAAAACUUCGAAGAAUUGGUGGUAGCACAUAAGCUAGAGGAAUUGGAAGUAGAUCCACUUAUUGAUCUAGAGUCAGCUGAGUUUGAGUCAGAAGAAUAUUCGAAGUUGAGAAAAUAUGUACGCGAUAACGAGUCCCGGUUGCCUGAUAUCCGGCUUGUUGAUAAGCAUGUUUAUAAACGCACGGAAUUCCCAAAUGGUGAUCAUGAGCGGGAAACAUUCAA